Leptinotarsa decemlineata (Colorado potato beetle) is the source of this 1510-nucleotide messenger RNA. RefSeq names its product oxysterol-binding protein-related protein 2-like. Lineage: Eukaryota; Metazoa; Arthropoda; Insecta; Coleoptera; Chrysomelidae. The record is from RefSeq and is a predicted model, not a curated record.
GAAACAAAAACUAUUUUUCGUUUACGGAAAAUGGACGGAGUUCAUCAAAUGUACGGACUACAAUUCAUAUGAGGAAUAUCUGAAAGAAAAUAAUUCAAAAUUUUCUUCAGGAAAAAGUAAAAGUCCGAACGAUUCCCCAUCCCACACUUCCAGAAAAAUGCUUCAGAAACUGAACAGUUUGAAAGUUGCUUCCUUCAAAGGUAAUUCAACGUCAGAGAGUAUUGAUGACCCCAAUUCCGACUUGGGAGAAAACUCUGUUCCUAAGAGUGAAUCCACAUAUUCAAUAGAUAUCCCGAAUUCUACUACGAUAUGGACUGCAAAUCCAAAACCUGCUCAAAGUAGUGACUAUUACCAGUUCACACACUUUGCGAUGUCUUUGAAUGAGUUGGAACCAGGAAUGGAGACGAAUCUUUGCCCGACAGAUUCCAGACUGAGGCCUGAUAUCAGAAAGCUUGAGCAAGGCGACAUCGAUGGAGCAGCUAUUGAAAAAGCUAGGCUCGAAGAGAAACAAAGGGAUACUAAUAAAGACCGCAAAACUAAAAAAGCAACAGAGUGGGCUCCUAGAUGGUUUCAUCAAGGAACAAAUCCAUACAACAAACAAGAAGAUUGGAUAUACAAUGGAAACUACUGGAAAAGGCAAUACACUGAUCCAGAUAUUUUUUAGAUUGCACUCAUCUGGAAAUAAGUAGAUGCUGUAGUGAAUAAAAUUGGAUGUUAACUUAAUAUGCUCCUUAGAAAAAUAGAUUGGUGUCUUUAUGUGCCAAAAUCUAGCACGAAUCUUUACCAAUUCUAGAAAAAGCGCUUCCAAAAUGAUUUAUUUGUCAAUUGUUUCGGUUUUUUAUCAUUGCUUUUGAAGGUACAUAUUAUUAAAAUGUAGAAGUUGACAAAGUUGUCCAUGAUGAUGGAUCUAAGUCAGAGCAUUGUUGAAGAAAUUAAUAUAUCGUAUUCAUUCUUAAGUUAUCAAAAAGACAGUUCCUUGAUGCUAUUAACAACUUUCUUGAAUAUUGAACUAAAGUAAUUACCUGUGGAGAUAUCAGAGUUUUAUUGACUUUUUGGGGAAUUUUCACUUACCACAAUCUGGAAAGAAGGAAAAAAAUUGUAACGUAGAACUUUAGGUAUUAGUAACUGUAAACUUUCUAUAAGUUUCUGCGUAAAAGGAAAAUGUUUUCUUGUACAGUAACUUGUCAAUAUGGGUACUCAGGUUGACGUUUUGGAAACUAUAUUUCGAAUUCACUUUGACAUGUGUCGAAGGAAUUUGAAAACGAAAAUAUUCUACAAGUCACCUGCAAGAAGUAGCUGAUUUUUUAUUUCAGAUUCAUGUCUUCAAAUGUCAAAAUGAGUACCCUAUGACAGUUUUUUUUCGGUGGACAAAAUCAUCACAUAAGACAAGUUUUUGAAGAGUCCCAGAAACGCUCAAUAAAAACUUCUCCCUAGAUUCGAAAAAAAUCUUCAAUAAUUUUUUUCCAUCGACUUCACCAUCAAACAAAAAGAUAAAAAAUCUGUUUAAAAU